AUGUCUGAACAGGUUGCCAAACCUGAAUUGGAGCCAGCUGAAGCUGAUAAAUCAGUUCAAGCUGAACGUCCCGAAGAGAAUGCAGAGACGAGCGAAAAGGAUCGCACUCUUGCUGAGCAAGUCGCCGAAAAUGAAUAUCAGAUGUAUCAGAGAAGUUGCCAACAGUACCAGGAGAUCGAGGAUGAAGUGAGAAAUUUCACCAUAUAUUUUCUGAUUUUAGACUUUGAGCAAGUUGUUCAAUUUUUAUUUUUAGGUUCGACAAACACAACAGUUAUGUGCCCCUAAAGAAGGAAUUGUAAAAAUGAUUGAAGGUUAUGAUCCUGUAACUUCUCCGCAGUAUUUCCAAAAGGCAGUUGUAAGUAUUGGUAAUGUAGACCCAAGUAUUUGAAUUUAGGAAUUGGGAGAAAAGUACAACAGCAUCAGACGGAUCAGGGGAGAUGGCAACUGCUUUUACCGCGCUGUUCUAACCGCAUUACUGGAGAAGUGCUUUGAAGAUCGGCCACUUCUAGACAAGUGGGUUGUGUUUACUUUUUUGUUGUAUUCCAUUUUCAGAUUUGCCGCGGCCUGCAAAGAAUGGAGGACGAAAUUGAUUGGGUUUGGAUUUCCUGAGCUAACUACUGGAGAUUUUUGUGAUGCUGUAAGUUUGAUUUUGUGGCUUUUAUACUUGGUUUAUGUGUCUGUCACCUUCUUUUUAUUGUAGAUGGAGACCCUGCUCGAAUCGAUGCAAAAUGGAACAAAAACAGUGGAAUUUCUGUAUGACGAUCUAAACAACGAUGCCAUGGCGAAUUAUUACGUUGCCUUUAUGAGGUAUGAGUUCCUUUUUAUCGUUUCUCAUUUUAUUUUAGACUAAUUGCAUCUGGAUAUUUACGAGAGAACGAGAUCUUAUAUUCUGGGUUCAUUGAGGGACUUCGGACCUUGGAUCAGUAUUGUAAAGACGAAAUUGAACCAAUGUGGAAGGAUGCAGAUCAUAUUGCAGUUAUUGCUCUUGUGAAUGCCAUCGGUAUGCUGUUAGCAAGCCUUUUUUAUUCUUGUUUUAGAUGUCCCCAUACGAAUAGAAUACAUGGAUCAGACCCUUGCCCCUAAUGGAGGUUGGCACCAUGAUCUUCCUGAAGACAGCACCCCAGUGUUGUUCUUCCUCUACCGCCCUGGUCAUUACGAUGUACUGUAUCCCAAAUGA
Bursaphelenchus xylophilus (pine wood nematode) is the source of this 1177-nucleotide messenger RNA. NCBI's taxonomy places the organism in Eukaryota, Metazoa, Nematoda, Chromadorea, Rhabditida, Aphelenchoididae. The record is from the annotation of a GenBank genome assembly.